This is a messenger RNA of Pelagomonas calceolata, 12924 nucleotides long. The record is from the annotation of a GenBank genome assembly. Lineage: Eukaryota; Pelagophyceae; Pelagomonadales; Pelagomonadaceae.
GGGCAUUGGGAGCCGCAAAGCUGCCCUCCCGCGACGAUGGAGCACAGUGUACACAUGAAACGACGAUGAGUUGUCAUAGCUGAACCGCUGGGAACCAUGCGUCGACGAGGUCUGCUAGGGCUGCCCAGCGCCCUGGCAGCCCCUCUGCGGCUGCUGGUCCUGCUGGCGCUGCUCCCGGUGACGCGUGCGAUCUACACGCUCGAGAUGUUCCGCCAGCCGAGCGAGGCCGUCGCCGGCUUGCCCUUCGGCGUGCAGCCCGCGGUCGCGCUCUACGACGACGACGGGCUCCUCGCGGCGUCGUACGUAGGAUUCUGCUCGACGCUAGGCUACGUCACGCCAACCGGAACGGAGCAAGUCCUGAGGAACGGCACGGCGGGCCAGGACGCUACACGCGUAGCUUUUGUGGACGGGUACGCGGUGUUCGACGGGCUGUAUAUCAAUGUUGCCGGUCUCUACGAAUUGCAAUUCGUCGCGGAAGACCCCGAGCUCUCAGCCUUCGCCUCCGCUUAUAGUGAUGAGUUCACCGUCGCAAUAGGAGAAGCCUACGAGAUCAGGGCCACGGCCUAUCCCUCGGGUGGCGUCGGCGGCACGCCCUUCAGCAUGCAACCGCAAAUAGCCAUCUACGACGAGGGCGGCAACGUUAUUACGAGUUGGAACACGGGCAUGUUGGUCGUGUCGAUCAUGGACACGGAGGAGUAUCCGAACCCUACCGGUGCUACCUUGAAGCCAGAACGCAACACGGAGGCCUAUUUUAUCUUCGGCGAAGUCGGGUUUAGCGGUUUGUAUAUCGACGAGGCCGGCGGUCCUUACUACUUAAGGUUUACGGCGAUGGGCUUCGGCGAUACGAUAUUGCCGGGGGGCGCUACGACGGACAUACCGGGCUUAACCGUAUAUGUGGGUUCUCCAGCUGUGAUGGAAGUUUUAGAUCAUGCCUCAUCGAACGCUUUAGGCGGGUCUGCGUUCCCGCAGCAGCCUAGGUUACGCAUCGCGGACGCCGGAGGCAACACGGUGGAAGACGACUCGUCUUCACUAGUCGUGGCUACCCUAACGCAGAACCCCACAUUAACGACGUUCAACUCCUUCGACCAUUCCUAUCAACUGGCGGAGUUCGGCAUGGUGACCUUCACGAAUUUGGGGAUUAAGUCUGCGGGCAAGCAGUACGAGAUCACGUAUACGCUAUUCUCUUAUUCGGCAUCUUCUCAGAAACACACGGAAACCUCAGUAAAAGCCGUCUCGACGAAGAUCGACAUCGCGCCGGGGCCCGCCGCGAGGUUAGGCGUGAUCACCUUUCCGAGUGAGGCCAUCGCGGGCGGCUCGGCGUUCGGGACGCAACCCGCCCUGGCACUGCAGGACCGAGGCGGCAACGCGUUGGCCUGGGCGUCCAUCGCCGAAUCGACGUAUGAGGUCGAGGCGGACAUCGCGCCGUCCCUAGGCGCGGACUGGGUCGGGGUCGUGUCGACGGCGGGCGACACGCCGCCGGGCGUCAUCGAUGUCAACGUCAGACCAGGCGCGGGCACGAACCCGACGGCGGCGGGCGAUCCCGGAAGUGUGGACAAUCUAGCGACGCUCGCGGCCGGCGAUGUUAUUGAUGUGGAACUCACGUUUAACUUUGACGUCGUCGGCCACGAGGACCGAGGUAUACCUUCCCUAGAACUCAAUAUCCGGAACAAGACGGGCGCCUAUGCCUUAGCGUAUUGUGUUUCUCUCGGGUAUUGGAAUACGAUCCAGACUUUUAGAUAUGUGGUCCAAGACGGUGAUUCAUCAUUUGUCCAAAGAGGCAACGAUACGUCCUACCGCUUGGACGCCAAGUCCAAACGAGCCUUUUCUGCGAAUGGCGGGCCCUUCUGGGAUCCCUACUACCGGGCGCUGGAUAACAUCACGAUGCCGGUUGGCCAAGAUACUAUAGCGAGUAUGGCGAACAAUACGCCUUAUGCGGUGGAUACUUCUAGACCAAGGGCGACGAACGUGUCGUUGAGCUACCCUUCUUCACCUGGUGUGUAUGCGCCGGGUACCACGUUACGGUUUAACGUUACUUUCGACGCGGCGGUAGAAGUCGUGUUAGGCCCGCAGCCCUCCGCUGCGGUCUUCUUACCUAUAUUGAUCGCACCGUCCUCACCGUCACCGGCGCCAAGUGUUUCGCCGACGCCGGCGCCGUCCAGAGAUACGACGGUGAAUGAAACGCAGGGCCCUACUCCGGGCCCCAUCGAUUAUGGUGAAAUUUCGUAUGCUCAGUACGCGUCUGGUUCUGGAAGUCUGGUGUUGGUGUUUGAGUAUCUGGUCUUACCAGGCCAGGACUCGGGCGGCACUCCUGUGCGAUUACCGAUCAACACGACGUCGGGCGGCUUCCAGCUACGACUAGAUGCUGGCGCGCGCAUCUAUCGAAGGAGUUCCGUGCCUGCGACCGUGGCUUACUCCACAAUAAACGCUUCUUCCGUCGAAGAAGCGGGCGUUAUUCUAGACAACACGAAGCCGGCCGUCAAUCGAAGUUAUGGUGUGAGGUCAUUGUCUCCGAACGGUACUUAUUAUGCGGGCGACACCAUUUUACUAAGUGUGGGCUUCGAUUCGAUCGUGGAGUUGAACCCGGCGGCGCCUCUCGCAUUAUCAUUGGAUGUGGGCUGGCGCGUGUCCGCCUUCUACUCGUCGGGAGCGCCGGGCAAAAUCCUCACAUUUACAUAUGUAGUAGCGGAGGACGAACAAUCGAGUCACUUGAAUAUCUAUGGUGAUGGUUCCCAAGCUCUGGCCUUUUCAGGCUUAGGUGGCUACCUGCGGAAGGCCUCGGACGCGCCUUCUGUGGAUGCCGACCUUAACUUGAGAGCAGCGAGGUUUUCUCUGUUGAAUACUUCGCAUCUGAAGAUCGACGGUAGAGCCCCUCAAAUACUAGAGUACGGCAUCAGCAGAAGAAGAACACCGGACGACACGGAAAUACGAAAGAAGAAUACCACAGUCGUCGAUGACAUCGUUACGAUCUACUUCACGUUUGACAAGCCUGUGGUGGUGUUUGGGAAGCCGACGCUAGAUCUAGAUGCGUACGAACCGGAGGUCGCCGGCAAUCCUGACAGAGUCGCUACUUAUGAUGCUGGUAAUGGUACUGCUACCCUAGAAUUUGUAUAUAUACCAAAAAUCGGCGACAAGACGCCGCGGUUGGGCAUUACCACUUCAUAUACAGAGACAUUACAAGGCUACCAGGACGGCGCCUUCGGCGGAGAAGGGAGUAUUAUGCUCGCGUCGGAGAAUCCCACGGUCUAUGCCAACACACGCCUAUACUUAGCUGCGUCCGCCGAUAGAUAUUAUGGUAAUCCGUUACAUUUUGGUGGCGUGCAGAAUCGACUCAAACAAGCGAAUGCUACUAAUUUCACGGCCGUGCGAGCGACGGAGCCGCGCCCGACACGUGUAGCAGAGGUAUCGUUUGGCACUGAUGAUGGCGUGGGUGGCACACCAGGAACGUACGGUGCGGGCGACCGCUUCAAAAUUAAGAUUAGGUUCACGGACGAAGUUAUAUUUUCAGAUCCCCCGUCCAUAUUCCUAAAUACUGGUGGAGAAGCCUUGUACACCUCAGGAACGGGCACGGACACGUACGAGUUCAUCUACUUCAUCAAGGAGAGCGAUGUGGAGGUGGAACAGUUCGGCGUCGUGAAUAUCCACUCCAUCUUCGACCCUGGUAUCCCGGGCUAUCCGUCCACCUGCAUCUGGUGCAACACGUCGGACACGUGUGGGUUGUUCGAUCGUCUUGGAGUCGCGGUGAAUAUGUCCAUGGGUAAUUUGUCAAAACCCUUGCAGCUGCCGCCCGGCUAUUCGAUUGAUGUCACACCGCCUUACAUCACCGACGUGUGGUGCCGCACUCCGAAAAGCCCUUAUCCCCCGUUACCGUACGGUCCUUAUGGAGGCGACGCGAACUGGUACGCCGUCGGUGAAAGGUUAGAGUUUUCUAUCUCGUUCCACCGCGACGUGGCUCUGACCGAGGAGGCCCCUCUGUUAAAGCUUGGGUUGGGCGCGAACGCGCCGUACCCCUACGCUACCUUCUAUGAGUUUGUCGGGAAACGGAUUAUGAACUACGAGUACACUAUUCAAGCCGGUGACUAUACGCAGAAUCUUACACUGAGAGCUAUUACAUCACGAGUAGAUUCUGUAUACCUGGACGCCUCCGUCACGACAACUCUAGCAAAUUUAUCAUUGGACCACCACGGCCUCCAAGGCAAGCAACUGGGAGCGAAUCGGUCGACGGAACCGAUCGUGGUCAUCACGGAUCGCGCGCCCGUCGUCUCCAACUGCAGCUUCAAAGAUGUGGUGGAGGACACGAAGUUAGUCCCGGGCGAUCAGAUAACAGUCCAAUGCGCCUUCUCUUCGUCCGUCAGUGUCGUGGGCACUCCUGUAUUGAUGCUGAAUGCGAAUUUGGAUGCCGAGGCGCAAUACCGACGAGGUUCUGGUACUGCUAUACUCGAGUUUGAUUAUAGAAUAGAACCGGGCGACGUGGUACUGAGAUUGGCUUAUACCGAUGCCUUUGCCAUGCGACGGGGCAGAAUCCGGGCGGACGACCACGCUCAAGAUAAGGUGGAAGGACGAGGCCGCAUCACGGCUUUGGGGUAUACGCCGACGCAGGACGCCGAUCUGACGCUACCGCAUCCCACGACCAAAGGUAGUCUGGAUUAUGGAGACAAGAUGCCCGUCGUGAGUGUGUCGUCCAACGCGCCUCGGCUUAUAUCAUUAACAGCGGCAGCGACGUCGGGCGUGGUCCUCAACGCGGGCGACACGAUUGUUUUUAUUGCGUCGUUUUCCGCUCCUGUUUGUGUCUCGGGUAAACCAAGGCUCAAACUAGAAACGGGCAACAUCGAUAGAUACGCUUCGUAUAUAAACGGGUCGAACACAUCAAAUAUAUUGUUCUCCUAUACGGUGUCGCCGGGCGACGACAGUGAUCGACUCGAGUACUGGAGUGACGCCAACGACGAGCGAACGGCUUUAAGCUCCUUCGAACUGCCGGACGGCGCCUGGAUCCGGCUCCUCAGCAAGCAACCGAUGGUCGACGCGGACAUCAGAUUAUCGCCGCCGAACGCGGUCUUGAUGUCGGCGUCGGGGACCUUGUACACGAAAGGCAAGACCGCGAAGGUGAACGCGUUGGGACCAGCCGGUGUGCAGUACUUGGACCUAGCAGCGGCGAACCCCGGCAAGCAGUGCAUGAUUCGAUACAGUGCGGAGCACGAGUCCAUGCCGGGAUUUGUCUUUCGGGCGUCUACCUCCAUAGAUGUGGCUGGUAGUGCAUCCACAAAGUUGCAAGUCGGCGACGCGGGGAUCUUUGACCUCAUGGAGGCGUCUCAUGGAAGUAGAGACGGCGCCGGCCGAACCUCGUUGAUGUCGCAUAACCAGGGCCCCGGCGACUUGUUCGGCUGGUCCGUCGCGGCAGAUGGUUCUUCAGGAAGGUUAAUAGCGGGCGCCCCGGGCAAGGAACAGAUCCAACCGGAGAUCCAGUUGCUCACGGUCCAAGGAACGGCAUUGGAGCCUCGACCGGAGGUCCAGGCCUAUGGUGUGGGUGUCUUAGCCCAGCCGGCGGUCCAAAAUUUCACCAUACAAGCCAGUGCGGGUGCGGAGGUCGGCGGCACGUUUAUCAUGCAGUAUUCCGAUAAGGAUGGCAAUCUCCUGGCGGCGCCGGCGAACAUACCCGCAACAACAAAUCCGGACACCGCAGCAGCUCUACUCAUGGACGCCUACCCCGACCUGGGGCUCGUGACGGCCUCGAAGACGCCCUACGACUGGUGCGCUUGCAUUGGUGGCGCCGUGUGGUCCAUUACGUUUGAUGGGUUGCUUGGUAUUGGUUCUGGGGAAACGGGCACUCUGGUAUUAACUCCGGACGGCCUGACGGGCACGGGCGUAUCCAUCUCACCCAUCACGAGAAUUCACGAGUCUUCCUACGCCAAUGGCACUUGGGUUUUGGAAGACGAGAGCACUGGCAAUCGGACGGAGCCGCUCGACGCGCAGGCGACGGGCGACGACGUCAAGUACGCCAUCCAAGAUGCGCUGGGCUACAAGAUCUCGAAUGUUGAUGUGAGCGAAUAUAAUGAUUACGGUAGUAGAAGGUGGGCCGUGACCUUCGCGGACAUUCCUGGCGAGUCAUCGCCAAAAAAGGCGCUGACGAAUGAUACGGGCUUAUUUAACAACAUCCCGCUCAUCCAAGCCAAGAAAUUGUCAUUGGGUGGAGGCCCCGGCGCGGAGGCCUGGACGUCGAACAUUCAAGAUGGCGGAAGUCCGGUCUGGGGCCACUUUGGCGUCUCGCUCAACGGGGCCGGUCCUUCCGAACCCAUAUGGCACAACGCGGAGCCGGCGGAAGUCAAGGAGAAGCUCGAGAAGCUCGACUCUAUUAGUCAUGUGGAGGUGAGCAAGGUAGACGACUUGUUUGGCGCACGCAAUGGCGCCCACACUUAUCUCGUGACCUUCGCUGCCGUGUUACGCAAGGACGAUUUCGGCGAGUGGGUCGGGACGCACGUCUACGACAUGGAGCCCGUUCAGAUAGACCAUAGCAUAUUAUACGGGUCGGACGCCGAGGUCCAAGUAUUACAAGGCGGCUACGACCCGAUCACGGGAAACACGACGCCGGUGUGGACGGGCGCGAGACGAGGGAAGCGGGGCGCGGGCGGCGGCGCGGCCUUCGUGUACUCUAGAUCCGUGGUCUCCUCGAACGAUCCGACGUACAUGUGGUCGCCCGAAUUUGCUUUGAAGCCGAACCCCGAGCACUACGCGGGCGAGCGGGCGGCUUUUGGGCAUGAUGUGGCGUUAGGUGCCGGGGGCAAUACGGCGGUCGUCGGCGCGCCCUACUCCGAGAACCACGGCGUGUAUGAGCAACAAAAUAUAAGUUGUGUUGCGGCCGGCGGCCAUUUCCGGUUGGGCCUCAUGAACGCGUGGACGCCCUGGGUCGCGUGGAAUGCUACUAUUGGAGAGCUGAAAUCGGCUCUAAGGGGGAGGGUUUAUGCGCCGGUACCCGGCUUGCAUCCCUCGCCUAGGAUUGAAAUAGCGUCCGACGACGAAUAUGUUUGUAGCAAUGUCAGUACGCAAGUGCGGAUCACGUUUUUUGAUCCACCCACCGGUCCUGGGUUUCAAACGUCUCGAGCUGAUCUAGACCCUAUGAGUAUUGAUCUGACUGGCGACUACGUGUUAGGUAUCGAAGGUUUAUAUGGUUCUUCUUCCAUUCAAGCCUCAUUAUCUGUGAGUGAAGUCAGAAGAGGUACAGCACAACCUCUAGGCUUAGAUUCAAGAGGCGAGAACGCGGGCGCCGCCUUCGUCUUCAAGCGCGUUCCGGUAGACGCCACAAUCUAUGCGUCCGGGGGUGCGUGGGUCCAGGAAGCUCGACUCUCGGACGUCACGGGUUUUGUGGGAGACCGCUUCGGCUGGUCCGUCGACGUGCUGGACGAUGGUACCACGAGAGUAGCCGCGGUCGGCGCGCCCUACGCCGGCGACGACGACGCCGGCGAGGUGCACAUUUUUGCGGACUCUGGCAACGGUUGGGCCGCGAUCACGGGGCUGCCCGUGCUGGACACGGAGGUCUACGGCCAGGUCCAGGGCGACGAGUUUGGUUUUUCUGUAGCCAUGUCGCUGCGCAGUUCUGGUUUAGCCACUUUAGUGGUCGGCGCGCCGGGCGCCGACGACGACCGGGGCGCCGUCUACGUGUAUACGGCGGAAAACAUGGGCAAGGCGAGUACCAAUGGUUUCUCGCUGUCGCAACGCCUGACGGCCGACGACGGCCCGUCGUUGUAUAACGGACAGCGGUCGCGGGGCGACCGGUUCGGGUGCUCCGUGGCCAUGGAUGAAGAUGACAUAGUUAUCGGAGUGUGCGGCGCCGCGGACCGUCCGAGAAGGCGCGACGCGACGCCGGAGCGAAGUGGCGCGGCCAAAGCUACCGGUGCUGUCGUUGUUCUCGCAAGGCACUGCGCGCUGUGUCGAUGGGUCUUCAUCGAGCGAUUAGUAGCGACGAAUGUGGGACGGGGCGAUCGACUGGGCCAUCGCGUCGCGAUUGACGACGGCAUUAUUGUCGCGACGGGCGUGGGCGACUUGCAAGGCGCUUUUGAUCGAGGCGAGCCGCCCGACCUUGGUGGUCUAGGCCCGCAAAGAUCCGUCUGGCAAAUACGCACGAAAAAGAAGUGCGAAUUAACGGGACAUCUCAGGAGGCAACUUCGGAAGAACCGAGGCCAGUGCGACAUCGGCGGACGGUGGAAGGUCGGCUUCCGAAGUACCAAUAGGUCGAAGCUCGAGAUGCUGUGUGUCGACGACGCGCACUACUCUACUCUUGGCUUAAGAGUCUGCGAGGGCGUCCACGACAUUGUAGGUGUGGAAAAACGAGUGAAGGACACGAUCAUCAUGUCGGAUAACAUGACCGAGGGCGAGCGCACGAGGUGGUCUCAAGAAAUUGAAAAAGAUGCUGACUAUUUAGCUGUCGAGUAUGCUUUAGAGAGUGAGUUGUUAGCUGGAGAGGUCACGGUCACCGGUUCGGCACCUGAUAGUGAAGGCCAGUACAAGUGGAACGUCACGUUCUCGGGUACGGAGAGUGGGGAUUUGGAGAUCCUACCUGGUUUGGAGGCGGAUGGCUCUAGACUACUGAACGGCUAUACGGAGGUCGAGGAGCUAAGGCCGAUGCCCCCUCGUUUAAGGGGCGUCGCGCACAUGUUCACGCGGGAGACGCAACCCGGCGAAGUCAUUGGGACCUUCGUCGAACAAGCGCUGAUGCGGCCGUUCAUCGCGCAGCGCCAGGACGCGUACGGCAUCGGCGCCGCGGUGUCGGGCGACAUCGCCGCGGUCGGCGCCCCGAACACGGAUAGUGUAGAGUCAGGCGACAAUGCCGGCGCGGUCUUCGCGGCGGACAUCAACUGGGUCACGCUAGGCUUUGAAAGUGCCAAAUACUCUGUGGAGGAGGGUUCCUCGGUGGAUGUCGUCCUAGCGAGGAGAAGUGGAGAAGGCAUCCGCGACGACUCCGCACCAGAAAGACCCAUUUCGUUCUUCCUGUGGACCUUUGCUCGCAAUUCCGACAAAACAACACAAAAGUGGCUCGCGGACUUGUAUGGCCUCUGGGGCGACCGGGCCGUGCCCGCGGCGCAGACGGCAGCGGAGGUCGUCGGUGCGGGCAAGGCUCAUGCUAGAGCGUCGUGGUACGGCGGGACAUCCAAUAGUAGUAGGUGGGUGGACGGCGGGCGCGACGACACCGGGGCGUCGGACUUCGUGCCGAUCGGCUCACGAGGGCAAUUAGCACCUAUCUCAUUGGAGAACGGGCGGUUGCCCGAUUCAUUGACGCGACGCUAUUCCUUAGCGGUAGAAACGACGGACGACUUCAUCUACGAGAAACCUGACGAAGAGAUCAUUGUCGGCGUCUGGCUGCCGGGCAUGUUCCCGUCGCCCCUCGGGCAUUUGCGUACUUCGGUAAAAGUGGAGGAUGACGGCGACGGGUUGGAUGGUAGUGUGCAGGCCUUUGAGCGGUUGGGUGAAUCAGACAGUAUGGAGGAUUUAGGCAUUGCGCAGCCGGACACCACAGAAGAUGACAAACGGGGCGCCGGCUACUCCGUCGCGGCGUUUAACGACACGAAAGGACGGGUGUAUAGGGACGAUAGUAUGACCGUGGAGAUAGGUAGGAUACAGGGCGACGACCCGUGGUACGUCGAAAUGAUUUCAGUGUUAGGAGCGCCGGACCACAAUUCAUCGCGAGGUCAGGUUGUCAUUUACCGACGGAAGCGGGGGUCCUGGUCGUAUGAACAGUCUUUGUCUCCCAUGGAUGUUCCUCCUGACAGAUGGAACGUCAAUACAUCGACUGGACGAAGGCCCUUCGCGGCGACGAUGAUCGAGGAUCGGUUCGGGGAGAGCGUCGCGGGUUCUGCUGCGCAUGGUCGUAGAAAUGGAGCCACUAUAUUAGUGGGCGCGCCCGGCGCGGCGCAGGUCUACGCCUUCGUCCGUCGGAACACCACGGAAGGCUUACCGUUGGUCAUGAACGAGUUCAAUAAUGUAACUUUACAGAACAAGACGGAAGGUACAUUGAAGUGGACGCUUGAGGCUAUUUUAGAGCACCCCGACGCCUACAGGGCCAAGCACAACUUUGGCGGGCGCGGGGCUAUUGCCAUCGACGGCGACUGUGCCGUUGUGGGUGCUUCGGGAGUGGAGGCGGCCUACGUCUACCGGCGGGUCUACCAUCACACUCAUAAAAAAUUUAAGUGGGAGUUCACGGAAAAAUUACAGUCGUCAGACUAUGAUUACGACGUCUUGUUUGAUGGGUUGAUCACAAAGGUGCACGAGCAGGGCUUCGGGUCGUCGGUAGCCUUCUCGGAGAACACGAUUGCGAUUGGGGCGCCCUUUGCGGACUAUGGGAACAAGGGUGUCGUGGGGGACGCGGAGACGCGCGACACCGAUGGUACCGACAAUAGACGCUUAGGCAGGGGCAAAGUAUACUUGUACUACUCGACGCCGCCGGAGGUCGUGGUCACGUUGCGAGCGGAUACCGUGUUAUCGAAUGGUACGUGGAAGCUAGGUCUGGACGACUACCGCAAUGCCUCGUGUCUCACGAACGAGCUAGGCUUAACGCCGACGGCGGAGGUGAUCAAGAAGGAACUAGAUGACGCUUGUAGCUCAUUAUUAGCGGGGAUACAAAUCGAGGUCACGAGGCAGGAUACGGUACUACCCACAGCUUCGGGCGGCGGCCGACUCGCGUGGACGGUGACCUUCUUCGGGGAAGCCGGGGAAGCGCCACCUCUCAAGCCGACGUGGCGAGGACGGGGCUGCUGGCAGUGCGACAAGUUUAACGACGGCUGGGCCCAGAUGCCGGACAAGCAGGUGUUAGCUGAACCGAAGCCAGACGCGGCCUUCAAGGGCCACCGGGGGCCCUUCUUGGAAGUGGGGAAGCUGCAGGCCGAGGACCGGACGUCCGGAUCGCAGUUUGGGGCUUCUCUGGACCUAGAUAAGGAUGCUCUCAUCGUGGGAGCGCCGCGCGCCCCGGGCGUCGCGUCGACGACGUGGGAUUUUGAGACCGGCGACUUGACGGGCUGGCGUCAAUCAGGAGACGCCUUCGUCGAGCAGCCGACGUUUGGCGAUGGUCCCAAAUUCAGGCCGAACUUGGAAGGUGGUUAUGGGUCGGACGGGUCGGCACUCAUCGGCGGGAAGCCCCAGGCGGCCUUACCGCGCGGUCGGUACUUCGUGGGCACAAAGGAUGAUAGAGGAAGGAAGUCGGGGACGUACAUUGAUCCUUCUACCAACGCCGCGGGUACCUCGCAGGGAGACAUACCUACGGGUACAUUAACGGCGGAGCCCGUGACGAUACCCUACGCCCAGAGUACCAUCAAUCAGUACGACACGUUGACCGUGUCCUUUCUCAUUGGAGGGGGUUGUGAUCCUAGAACGGAGUACGUGGAAUUAUUGAUCGAUGGGGUGCCCGUCGAUCGAGCCACUGGAAGUUGUCACGAGCGGCUGAGGAACGCGUCCUUUGACCUGACGCCGUUCCAGGGGCGGACCGCGGUCCUGAGGGUCGUGGACGCGUCCAAGUCGAGAUGGGGCCACGUCAACGUCGACCACGUGAAAUGGAAUUGGCCGGCGCGCGGCUUCGGCGCCGGGCGGCGCGAGGGCGUCACGGCUAUUAAACCUACGGACGACGUGUCGUUGAUACACGAGGAGAAGAACGAGCUGUGGUCAACAGGAGGUGGGUUCGCCGGCGAGACCGCGCGAGCGGGGGCGGCCUAUACUUACAGGCGAAGGGACCCCGACGAUCCUAAUAGAGGCUGCUUCGACGAGAAGGAGAAGUGCGUCUGGGAGCUCGCGUCGAAACUGCUGCCGUCCGAUAGAAGGCGGGGCGACUUGUUCGGGUGGGACGUGGCCAUCUCCGAUACCACUGGUAGAGCCGCUGUCGGCGCGCCCGGCGCCUCGGCCACGACGCACUGGAAGCUGCCUCCACCGAAAAGGCCUGUUGGUAGAGCACCACCUAGAGAUGCCCCUACAGCCUGGACGCAAUAUCUCAAGGACUACGAGACGGCGCACGUCGGUUCGGAUUACAUUGACCGAGGCGCGCCGGUGCGCCUGCCGAUGGACCGGCACGACACCGAGAAAUAUUCCAGGGAUCUGCGGAUGGCUUCUAGGCAGGACGUGCCCGCGCGAAGUGGAGCCCAGGCUAUUUGGUCUCAAAGACGGAGGGACGUCGCGGAAGGCGUCGAACCUCAGCACUCGUCACCUGCUAUAGAUGAAGCCAAGCAGGCCGGCGCCGUCUACGUCUUCGAACGGAGCAUCGCGGACGUCAAUCCUGUGACUGGCGAGACGCUGAUACCAGCGAGGUGGGCGGCGCUCGAGACGGCUCGAUUGCAAGCGCCCGAGCGCAUGGCGCGCGCGUUUCUUGGAAGUGGCGUCGCGUUCGCCGGGCGAAGCGUCUUUGGCGGCCAGCCGGGCUCCAUGGCCUUCGGCAGUAGUGCGGGAGAUGCGUUAGUGUGGGACACGGACGUGCUGAGAGUGCGCUUCUUAGCCGCGGAGUUCGCGGCCGUCGAGGGCUUCCAGCCGACGGCGACGAUUACCAUUGUGAGAGACUUUGAAUAUGCUCAAAAUGAACUCACGGUGGGCUACUCGACGGAGGAUCUCACCGCGCGCGGCAUCGACGACGACGCCUGGCUCGGGUGCUCCGGCGGCCCGGUGGACUCGGCCCCGACGACGGGCUGCGGCGACUACGUCCAGACCGCGGGCGUGACGACCUUCGGGAAGGGCGAGAUCGCCGCGUUCUUCUACGUCAACAUCGUCGACGACCCGUGCACGGAAAGUGCCGAGUACGUCCAACUUUCAAUAUCGGUGCCGGGCGCGCCCGCCUUGCAGGGCGAGCAGUUCCUCGCGCGGCUGCGCAUCGACGACGACGACUUCCCGGAGCUGGCGAGCUCGGAGCUCUGCCCCGAUACGGGAUUCAAGGCAUCAUAGCUCGGAGCUUAAUUUGAUGGUUAUGUU